Messenger RNA from Cladophialophora yegresii CBS 114405, 1014 nucleotides. RefSeq lists its product as uncharacterized. Lineage: Eukaryota; Fungi; Ascomycota; Eurotiomycetes; Chaetothyriales; Herpotrichiellaceae. Bases 1 to 1014 code for a protein of 337 amino acids. The transcript has a single exon. The record is from RefSeq and is a predicted model, not a curated record.
AUGCCUUCGAGCGUGGAUACAGAUGAAAGAGGCGAUGAUGGAAGCAAAUCUACGCUCACGAAGCUUGGUCAACCCCACUUCGAUCCUGUGGAUUUCCUCAAUGAUGCGCUGCCGCACUUGACUUUGUCUACACAAACGCUGGCUUCCAAGGCCAGCAGAUCCACCCAAGUGCAAGGCGCCGCAACCGAAGCCCUUGCUUUAUUCUCAAGUCUCAAUACCAUCAACAUCCGGUCAUCUUCAGAGUUGUCUUCGCUGACGGACGAGAUCAUUCGCAGCGGGAAUCGCUUGGCAUACGAAGUGGAGGUUCUUCGAGGCGAUGUGAACGGAUUUCAUGAGUUGUUGACCGAGUCAUCGCGUGAAGAUAUCGAUGAGUUUGUCAAGGAUGAGGCAAUGGGCCACGCGGCACCAUCGCUUGACCCCGAGGUUGACGGCGGCGAAAUGGUGCAUAUCCAAGCGCCGACAGACGAGCCUGAGUUCAUGGCUCGUUUACGACUGCUCAGCAAAGUCAAAACGCGUCUGGAGUCGGUCAUUACGAUAUUCGGUGAAGCAAUGAAGUGGCCAGUGCCGCCAUCCGAGGUCUCAGGGGCUUCGCUCAUUUCCGUCUCCGCUCCAGAGUUGGGCAUACAGAGCUCAGCAGAGGAUGAUAAAGCCAAUGAGAUCCUGAAACAAAUUCGAGCGGAAAUAGGUGAUAUACUGGCGUCAGACGCAGGAGAAUAUACUGGCGUAGAAGCCGCAUCAAGGAAAGUCGAAGAAUACGCAAAGCUGGCAACCCUCUGGAAGGGAACGGGGGAGGAGAAAGCAAGGCUAAAGUUCGUGGACUCGUUGGCCAAACUGGUGGAAGACAGGAGCAGGGCACUGGAUGCACGAGGUGCCGCUCGGAACCAGAAGCAAGAAAGCUCUGCCCGUUCCAGCUCGGCGACUGCGAGGAAUAUGAAAAGCGCAAACGAGGGUGGUGGUGCGACGGGAUUGUUCAGAAACCUGCAACGGCUGAAGGAUGAUUUGUAUUUUGAAUGA